AUGCGAAUCAACGUCUCGAACGGACUUGUCUCACCGUCGACUGGGUGGUAUUGGGGCGGGUCGAAGCGGAUGUGUCUGUGCUACUUUUCCCACACGACACUCUUUGCCCGCGUGCCCGCUGGAGUCGUGAACCCAACUGGUCGCUAUACCAAUACCCUAUUCCCCCGUGUACUCCCGCGACUCGAGAUGGCGCGGGAAAGUGAGGAGAGAGAGGCGGCAGAGCUGGGUCUGCUGUCCAGUGAGGAUGAUACAGCAUACAGCACCGAUCUAGACGACCUGGAAGCCGAUAGAAAAUAUGAUCCGAUUAACAACACCGAGCCGGAAUACCAGACGCCAACGACAUUGAAGUUCAUAUGGCUAACAUGCUACUUCGGCUUCAGCAUGGCUCUGACGAUAUACAAUAAAUUCAUUCUGGGAUCCUUCAAAGCACCUUGGCUCCUGACCUGUCUUCACACAUCCUUUAGCGCUCUUGGUACCUUCGUCAUGCUGAAAAUGGGAUACUUCAAGCUGUCCAAGUUGAGUCGCAAGGAGCACAUCAUCUUAGUGGCCUUUUCGGUUCUAUUUACAACCAACAUCGCCAUGUCGAACCUGUCGUUAUCUCUUGUCUCACUGGCCUUUUUCCAAAUUAUUCGCAACACUGUCCCUCUAUUUACCGUUUUGAUCUACCGGCUCUGGUUCUCACGAACGUACACGACAGCCACAUAUUUAUCGUUGAUCCCAAUUGUUGCAGGUGCUGGAAUGUGCACAGCGGGAGAUUAUCAUUACUCUUUGCUAGGACUCAUCAUCACGAUUUCGGGGGUGGUUUUGGCGGCAGUCAAGACUGUUACUACAAACCGCCUCAUGACUGGUUCGCUAGCACUACCAUCCAUGGAGCUCUUGUUCCGAAUGGCGCCUCUCGCCGCAGUCCAGUCUUUUCUGUUCGCGAUCAUAGCAGGGGAGCUGCCUAUUCUUUCACAGGCCAUGUCGGAGCGCACGGCCAACGGAUCGGUCCUCAAUGCCAUUUUCACCAUAGCCUUCAUCCUUGGGAACGGACUCCUUGCCCUCGUACUCAACAUCGCAUCGUUCCAAACAAACAAGAUUGCUGGCGCGCUUACGAUUACGGUGGCGGGAAAUCUGAAACAGGCCGUUACGCUCGCACUAGGAAUCGUCUUAUUCCACGAUUUCGCUAUCAAUCUGCUCAACGGGAUGGGCAUUUUUCUGGUCCUAGCCGGAUGUGCAUUCUUCAGCAAAGUGGAGUUGGAUUCCAAGAAGCGCGCAGCAUCUGCAUAG
Molecule: messenger RNA, 1269 nt
Organism: Penicillium canariense
Lineage: Eukaryota; Fungi; Ascomycota; Eurotiomycetes; Eurotiales; Aspergillaceae
Exons: 5
Coding region: 1-1269 (422 amino acids)
Cellular component (GO): Golgi apparatus
Molecular function (GO): antiporter activity
Source: RefSeq, a predicted model, not a curated record